UCCCGGCAGCGUUGUCGGUCGGUUACGCUAAAGAACCGGCCGCCGUCUCGCCGGUGGUAGUAGUGUGUCUCCACGGGUCCACGAAUACGCGUUGCACAGGUGUCCGCGCGCGCGCGCUACUAAUAUCCGUCGUACGUGUACCGCAACUACGUUUUUCCCGUGUUUUCCGUUUUCCGUAUUUCUUUUGUCGUCCGUCUCGAUCCCGCGCAAAUGUUACUUCGCUUCACGUGGUCGGAAAUCGUGCGCCGCAUAUAACGUACACAAAGAAGCAUACGACCGUUAAUAGUAUACGAUCGUGUCUUGUCGCCGGUACGCGUAUCCCGGUGGUCCGGUGAUUCGGUUCCGUUUGAAAAUAAUUAUACGUGUACAACUACUAAUCUUCUGUUGUUGAUAAUCGUCAACGUUUGACGAGUACACCGGAGUGCGAAGUAAUGUGCGACGGGCGGCCUACAGGAAACCACUGAGGACGACAGUAGAAUAUGAUCGUUUUCGCGUGCCGGAAAAACUUCUGAUCGUUACGGGGCACAGCAGUCGUUUGUCGCCGCAACAUCAUCGGACGCGGACACGAGAUCUCGACCGUCCACCACUAAUAGUUUACCUGUUCAAAACGAGCGAUGUCUCAGACGAUGGACCACAAGACCAAGGAAAUCACAGCUGCAUGGACCGCUUGGUGGAUUCUCACGUUUUCCCUGGUGCAGAGCACGGUCAGCGUAGGCGGCAGUCCCAGCGAUAUUUGGCCGCUAGAACGGCCCGACGGCAUGCCGGUGAUCCAGUCGCUGGAAGUGAUGUGCGGAAAGGAUCACAUGGACGUGCAUCUACAAUUCACGCAACCGUUCGAGGGCAUCGUAUCGUCAAAGGGCCAGUACGCGGACCCACGUUGUGUAUACGUGCCGCCGUCUACUGGAAAGACGUUCUUCACGUUCCGCAUAGCGUACGCGCGGUGUGGCACCAAACCCGACCUCAACGGCCAGUUCUACGAGAACACGGUCGUUGUCCAGUACGACAAGGAUCUGCUGGAAGUGUGGGACGAGGCCAAGCGGUUGCGGUGUGAGUGGUACAACGACUACGAAAAGACCGCAUCCAAACCACCUAUGGUCAUCGCCGACCUGGACGUUAUACAGUUAGACUUUAGAGGUGACAAUGUCGAUUGUUGGAUGGAAAUACAACACGGAAAAGGCCCUUGGGCUCCACCCGUCAGCGGUAUAGUGCCUUUGGGAUCUACAUUAACGUUAGUUGUAGCCAUCAAUGAUUAUAGAGGUGAAUUCGAUAUGAGAGUAAAAUCUUGCGCAGCAUCCGACGGAGGUGGUCACGUUAUUCAGUUAACUGACGACCAAGGGUGCGUGUUGCGGCCGAAAAUGAUUAGUGGGUUCUUAAAAGCUCGGACUUCGGAUGAAAGAGCGUCUGUCAUCACAUAUGCAUUUUUUCACGCUUUCAAGUUUCCGGACGCACUUAGUGUGCACAUCCGGUGUAAGGUGGAGAUAUGUCGUCACGGGUGUCUAGAUCAUUGUCAGACGGACGAACGGUCAUCCACCGGACACUUGCUCCAACAGCAACCGCAACAGCAUCAGCAGCAACUCCAUUAUGGACCAGUGGAUAGAAAGGAUCAGCAGAAUGAACAAUUGGACUAUAUACAAUCCGUGGUCAUCAACACGGACCAACCGAGCGCUCAAGCGCAGAUGGCGUUACAUUCUCCAUUCGCAACCACAAGUCACAGCAAGCCGCAAUCCCCCCAAAAGGAAACGCCGUUGAACCGUGACGGUUUCCCGCACGGGCCACGUAACCUGGACGAACCUGCACAGGUGACAGAAACCGCGACAACCGGUGCGGACAACGAUAGCGAUGACGAGAAGCUAAAAACGUCAACCACACAACUCAACGGCACCAUGGGCGAGACGACCGGAUUUUCUCAGAGACGGCGGCGCCGACGAUCCGUGAAUGUAUCGGACGCUGGCAAUGCUGACGUGGGCGUGAGUGGUCUGUACGACGUCAUCUCGCAGUCAGAUUUGGCGUUCACUCCGGACACUCAGACAGACGGCGACGCGGUGACCAUAUUCCAGGGACGGAUCCGCGAGGACGUAGUUUACGGCAUAUGCAUGCCUGUCCACGGGUUUGGCGCACUGUUCGUCAUGUUUGCCGGCUCGGCUAUCGUGUCUGUCAUCGUGGCAGGGUUCCAAUUGCACAAGUACCAAAUAAGGCGGGAGACGCAGAAGAUCAUGGCCGUCCAGGCGCAUCAGCACAUGCAACAGCACAACGCGGCCGCCAACGGCGGUUAUAUUCAUAACUCACUGGCCGGCAUCAUGGCACUGAACAAACUACUUGCGUCCAAAACAACCACUCCUCAGACCAGACGAAAUAGCUAAUCAACAACACGCCGAUUUCGCGUGUACGUGUAUUAUAAUAUAUACUACAUACCUACUUACGUGAUUAAUACAGUAUUAUUACGAUUAUGAUUAUUAUUAUUAUUACUCUCGUUGGUGCACAUAAAACGUUAUUACUAUAAUAUAUUAUUGCUAUCAUCAUCAUUGCGGUUUAAAGUCUUAAACGCUAAACCUUUUCGUAGGUACACGAAGUAUACUUAUAUAAUUAACCUAUUGUAUUUGGUCACUGUUUUUUAAUUGACAACAUAUUGAAAAAAAUAUAUAUAAAAACAUUUAAAAUAAACCAGGAGAUUCAGAGUAGGUUUUUUUUUAUAUUAAAAC
Messenger RNA from Sipha flava (yellow sugarcane aphid), 2699 nucleotides. RefSeq lists its product as uncharacterized. Bases 615 to 2360 code for a protein of 581 amino acids. The record is from RefSeq and is a predicted model, not a curated record. Lineage: Eukaryota; Metazoa; Arthropoda; Insecta; Hemiptera; Aphididae. The transcript has 6 exons.